ACAACACAAUCCAGUGCAGGCCAUAUGCCUUGAAAGCGUUUCUGAGUUUCGUGUUAGAUUUUUCGUUCCCUUCUGCAUCCCUCCAACUUCCAGUUCAGGAUUUUACUUGAAAUUAUUACAACUUCGCCAUGGAUGCAGCAGACGCAAAUAUUGGGCAGUUACGAGUGAAGGACGACGUAGGAAUUCGAUGUCAGAAGCUGUUCCAGGACUUUUUGGAAGAAUUCCGUGAGGAAGGAGAAGUUAAAUAUUUGAAGCCAGUGCAAGACUUGGAGAGCCCGGACCGGAGUACGUUGGAAGUCAGCUUCGACGAUGUGGAAAGAUACAACCAGAAUUUGGCGACGUCUAUCGUUGAGGAGUAUUACAGAAUUUACCCAUACCUCUGUCACGCCGUCUCAAACUUCGUCAAAGACCGCCUUGGUCUUAAGAAGGAAAAGGAAUGUUACGUGUCCUUCAGCGAUGUGCCCACGCGCCACAAAGUGCGUGACCUCACCACCGCAAAAAUCGGCACCUUGAUCCGCAUCUCAGGCCAGGUAGUCCGUACCCACCCCGUGCACCCGGAGUUGGUCACCGGAACCUUUAUCUGCAUGGACUGCCAGACGGAAGUCCGCGGCGUCGAACAACAAUUCAAAUACACAAACCCAACCAUUUGCCGCAAUCCUGUCUGUUCGAACCGUCGUCGUUUCAUGCUUGACGUGGAGAAAAGUGUGUUCAUUGAUUUCCAAAAGGUCCGAAUCCAGGAGACACAGUCCGAGCUUCCUCGUGGAUGUAUCCCACGCUCUGUUGAAAUUAUCCUUCGCGCUGAGUUGGUGGAGACCGUGCAGGCUGGCGAUCGUUAUGAUUUCACUGGGACCCUGAUUGUUGUCCCCGAUGUAGGGGCUCUGAAUAUGCCUGGAGCAAAGGCGGAGCCUGGGUCGCGCCAUAAGCACGGCGAACAGGCUGAGGGUGUCAGAGGAUUGAAGGCGUUGGGUGUGCGCGAUUUGAACUACAGAAUGGCGUUUUUGGCUUGCAGCGUGCAGAGCACAACGUCCAGGUUUGGCGGCAACGAUGUUCCGCUGAGUGAGCUGACGGCGGAGGAUAUGAAGAAGCAAAUGACGGACGAGGAGUGGAACAAGGUCUAUGAGAUGUCGCGGGACAAGCACUUGUACUCGAACUUGAUUGGGAGCCUGUUCCCGGCGAUUUAUGGAAAUGACGAGGUCAAGCGUGGGAUCCUGUUGCAGAUGUUUGGAGGUGUUGGAAAGACGACCCAUGAAAAAACUACCCUUCGUGGUGACAUCAAUGUUUGCAUCGUCGGUGAUCCUAGUACGGCCAAAUCUCAGUUCCUUAAACAAAUCGCUGACUUCUCACCACGAGCCGUCUACACUUCAGGCAAAGCAUCAUCUGCCGCUGGUCUCACUGCUGCGGUCGUUCGUGAUGAGGAAAGUUUCGAUUUCGUUAUUGAAGCUGGAGCUCUUAUGUUGGCUGACAACGGAGUUUGUUGCAUCGACGAAUUCGACAAAAUGGACGUCCGAGAUCAAGUCGCCAUCCACGAAGCCAUGGAACAGCAAACCAUUUCCAUUGCAAAAGCUGGUGUGCGAGCUACCUUGAAUGCCAGGACUUCAAUUUUGGCCGCUGCGAAUCCCAUCAAUGGACGCUACGAUCGUUCGAAAUCUUUGCAGCAGAAUAUUCAGCUCUCGGCUCCUAUCAUGUCGCGUUUCGAUCUUUUCUUCAUUUUGGUUGAUGAAUGUAACGAAGUCGUGGAUUAUGCGAUCGCCAGGAAGAUCAUUGAUCUUCACUCAAAUAUUGAGGAGAACAUCGAGCAGAUCUACACCCGCGAGGAAGUUCUUCGCUACAUAACAUUCGCAAAGCAAUUCAAGCCGAUAAUCAGUCACGAUGCAGCCAAGCUUUUGGUUGAAAAUUAUGGUCAUUUACGCCAAAGAGAUACUGGGUCGGUUGGUCGUAGCACCUGGAGGAUUACGGUCCGACAGCUGGAAAGUAUGAUCCGUCUUAGUGAAGCCAUGGCUAAAAUGGAUUGCUCCAACGAGGUCCAGCCGCGCCACGUCAAAGAAGCUUUUAGACUCCUCAACAAAUCUAUUAUUCGAGUCGAACAACCCGACAUUCAUUUGGACGACGAGGAGGAGACAGAAAACGGGGAUAUUGACAUGGAAACUGAAGAUCACCCGACAAAUGGACAUGCCCCUGAGAAUGGCGAGAAUGGCGUCGAGGAGACAAAUGGACACACGAAUGGCCACUCAAAUGUUUUACAGAAGAAGAAACUCACAUUGUCCUUCGAGGAUUACAAGAACAUUUCCAAUAUGUUGGUGAUCCACAUGCGUGGCGAGGAGGCUCGAUGUGAAGUGGAAGGCACGGAUACUGGUAUGCGGCGAACGGAUAUCGUCAACUGGUACUUGGAGCAAGUUGCCGAUCAGAUUGAGUCUGAGGAGGAGUUGAUUGAGAGGAAGACGUUAAUUGAUAAAGUUAUUGAUCGAUUGAUUCAUCACGAUCAAGUUAUUAUCCCGCUUACGCAUACGGGGUUGAAAUCAAAGACAGGCGAUUCGCAACCAGAUGAGGAUGCGUUACAGGAGGAUCCACUGUUGGUCGUUCAUCCGAAUUAUGUUGUUCAGUAGAGGGGGACAUUUUUUUAGUUGUACUGUUUUCUGUAUGUUUUUUCUCUGUUUCUAGAUGUAAGAUUUGUGUUAAGUUUUAGUUCGUUAGGAGUAAAAUUAAGCCAUUGAAAUAGACAAUAAAGAUUAUGUCGGUUUUUUUUGUAA
Molecule: messenger RNA, 2747 nt
Organism: Hermetia illucens (black soldier fly)
Lineage: Eukaryota; Metazoa; Arthropoda; Insecta; Diptera; Stratiomyidae
Gene: Mcm6
Product: DNA replication licensing factor Mcm6
Exons: 4
Coding region: 129-2603 (824 amino acids)
Biological process (GO): double-strand break repair via break-induced replication; DNA replication initiation; mitotic DNA replication
Cellular component (GO): MCM complex; nucleus
Molecular function (GO): ATP binding; single-stranded DNA binding; single-stranded 3'-5' DNA helicase activity
Source: RefSeq, a predicted model, not a curated record